Thamnophis sirtalis is the source of this 2806-nucleotide messenger RNA. The record is from RefSeq and is a predicted model, not a curated record. NCBI's taxonomy places the organism in Eukaryota, Metazoa, Chordata, Lepidosauria, Squamata, Natricidae.
CUUUGGACUCUUGGUCUUGUUUCUUUGGGUUUGGAGAUCUGCUGAAACAGAAGUGAUUGGCAUAAUAGGAAGCAGUAUUGAAUUGCAAUGCUGUUAUCCAGAAGAAGAAUCCUUAAACUACAAUAGAAAUCGAAUAUUCUGGCAAAUAAAAGACAGGUUUUCAUGCUUUGUAGCUGGUUAUUUUCCUAAUGAAAAUAUGGAAGUGCACCAGUGUGAAGAAUUCAAACAACGGACUCUAUUAAAUGAGCCAAAACAAGGCAGUGCUUCUUUGCAGCUGUCAAACAUCAGGAUAGCAGAUGAAUUUAUUUAUCAGUGCAUAAUACAGAAAAACACAAAUGGACAGUUUAAGCUCAUUCAUAAUGAAUCCAUAUCUCUCAAAGUGGCAGCAAAUUACAGGAAACCAGUAAUAACAGGUCCUGUUCAGCUCGGAGAAGAAAUAAUGUUUAUGUGCAAUUCAAGCCAUGGCUAUCCAGAACAAAGGCUUUAUUGGAUCAAUGAAAUGGACAAUAGCACCAUGAACAUAACUGUGCAGUUCACCAAAGAGCUUGAUGGGUCUUUCACUGUAUUCAGUACAUUGAAGAUGAAAAUAGCUUCUGAUAUAAAGUUAGGGUGUACAAUUGAACAUAAGCAACUGCAUCAAAAUAUUACUACUACAAUUGAGUUAAAGAAUUCAAAAAACAGUCCUAUAAUUGAUAACAAAUAUCAUAGAAGAGCUGCAGCCUUCAGCAUUCCUAUUGCUGUUCUCAUACCUUUUAUUGCAUGGAUAAGCUGGAAGAUAUAUAAGCAUUCUCUUCAAACAACAUAUACUGCUCCUGUGGAAGCGGUAAAUUUCGAUGGGCCAUAGGUUCCCUGGGAACAGAUCAGAUGACACUGCAGCCCAACCUUGACAAAUUCCUUCACAUAUUGGACAUAGUGUGCUUCAUGAAACUAAAAACUGAAUGUUCCCUGAAAAUAACUAAAUUCUAAUGAAAUUUGGCUGAAAAUCAACUGAAGUCAACUUUCAGCUGCAUCUACAAUGGGUCGGAGAUAAAGGCAACCUUCCAAAUACAGUUUUUGACAUGUAAGGUUUUUGAAUCCCUGUAUUUUGUAGUGGUUGUAAGCUAUUACUGUUCUGAGUCAACAAUGGGCAAUUUCAACCUUCACGGCAUAAGGUCCAAACUUUGAUUGCUUUCUUAUGCUCAUUGGAUGUCCCUCCUAAUUAGAGAAUCUAAAUACCAUAUUGGAGAUUUUAGGGACUUACAUCCGCUACAAACAUUGUAAAUUAUGAAUGGCAUCACUUACUGAUUAUCUGGCAGAGUUCCCUCAUUGAAUUGGCCGUAUCUGAUUGACUACAUUGCCAUAUCAAGAAAUCUGUUUCUCAAUUCUCCAGUUCCAUAUUUUAUCAUCUCAAGAGAUAUCCCAACAAACUGCUUUUGGGGUCCCCAUUUUGGAUAUACAACCUAUUCCAUCUAAAAAUUCCCAGAACAAAUGCAAACAGAACAGACAAGUCAGAUGAAGAACAAAGUAACCCAAAUGCUCUCUCAUUGAGGCACUUCCACUACAUAGAGCUGUUCUACAUCAGUGUUCCCCAACCUUUUCAGGUUGGCAGGCUGGCAAGGAGGAGGGGGAAGAGGAGAUGGUUUUGUGCAUGGAGCAGGUGUGCACCUGCUGCAAGCAUGAGGGGGAAUGCAAGCAUCAGCACAUGCCACAAGCGCGAGGGGAUGAUGAGCGCUGGUACACAUUGGGGGCUGCAAGUGCUGGCGUACUCUGCUUGCAUGACAUAUGCUGUGCUUAUGCCCACCACUCACACAGCCCAGUUGCAAAUAACGGCCUGGCAUUGGCCAUAGGCCACAUAACCCCUGUUCUAUCUAGAUGAUAGGUCUUUCAAUCCCAGUUCAGUUUGGGAAGAUCAUUUCAUUGCUGUACACCCAGGAAGAAUUACCCCACCAAAGAGGGAAUUAGACCAUGAAGUUUUAUUUGUUUCCUUCCUCUCCUCCUCAGGCUCUAAAAUUACAAAAGUGAUUGCACAGUUGAAACCAAACAAGCUCCAGGAUAUGAUUUAUUUCAGCAGAGGCUAUUUGAAACAACUUAAAUGUGUGGGUGCCCAUUCUGAAAUUCUUACUCACUUACACUAAUAAUCAUGCUGGCGUCUCUGAUGAUUGAUAUCUAAUUUUGGCAAUUCUGAUUUACAAUAAAGUUGUAGUUACGGGGCAUGGUCUGAGAGGAGUUGUUGUUUUUAACAGCUCCGGAUCCUUGGCUGCGUAAAUCUGUCUAAACAGUAUCCAUCAACUGUUUGACAGUUUGAUUACUUCUUCUCCGGGCUUAGGAAAGGAGGUGAGAAAAGCUGUGUUUGGGUAGUGCUCCAUUCAACCCCCCCAGAACAUAAAUCUGGGGGUGGAAGGUGUGAGCCGCCCAUCAACCCAGUGAAUUCUCCGCAUCAAGGACUUUUUCUGCCUUUUUGCAGAAUGAAGGCACACAUCCACCCUCAGCUCAAGGAUUGAUUUAUUACUGAUUCCAACACGGGGAGACUAGUACUGGAGAACUUCUAAUUGUAUGUAUCACAGACUAACUCCAUUUUUUAAAGAAUUCCUUCUGAUAAACUACUUGCUAGAAACACAAAGAAAAUGGUGCUGAACAGCUUUGUAGGCGGGGUCAGGCUCUGAUGUUACAGAUUUUCACGGAGCUCAGAACAUUUAAAGAUCAUUAACUCAGUAGUGAUUUAUUACUAAGCUAAAUAGUAAUUGCUGGACAAGCGGUUUGCUUGGAUUUAGUAAUUGGGAGGAGAAGAUUAAAUGUGAAAUGGCUUCUAAGCAGCAAAAAAUAAAUG